UUUUGGUUCUAAGAAUACGAUCUACCAAUCAAAUUGGAUGAUGCUACAGAAAUGAGACUUUCCCACUGAUUGACAUCUUGAUGAUUUGAUAAUGUAUAAAUAGUGUAAGGAACUGAGUACCUGUGUGGAUUCUGUGACCUAGAUUUACCUGGAACUACGUAAGAGACAAAGGUCCAGUAGCCCAUGAUGGAAAGACUCGGAAAAGUAAUGUGUAUCUUCGCGAUAAUUCACGUCAGAAGUGUCCAGUGUCAGAAUGGUGGAGUUAAUGGAAAUUGGGGGCCUUGGUCUCAGUGCUCUCAAACCUGUGGAUUUGGUUUGCGAUUCCGACAAAGACUUUGCGACAAUCCAUCACCUAAAAAUAUUGACAACAAAUGUGUCUCAGCUAUGGAAGAAGAUAGGUGUAACAUCGAGACCUGUAGCACAACUCCUUCUCCCAAUACAAGCUCUCCAACAACACCACUAACCAGCACCACAACACCAAUACCGAUAAUAUGUGGAGAACCACCUAGAAUUGAGGGAGCGACCAUCUCUGCUGGAGGAAAUGUGGAGGGCACCACUCGUACUUAUCUCUGUAAUCAAAACACAAGUACAGAAGGCAACACAACGAUCACCUGUGGCCCUGACGGAAGAUGGUCAAGCACGGACCUUUACUGCAGACCAAUAUGUGGAGAACCGCCUAAAAUCGAAAGAGCCACAAUCUCUGCUGCAGAAAAUGUAGAGGGCGCCACUCGUACUUAUUUCUGUAAUAAAAACACAAGUACAGAAGGCAACACAACGAUCACGUGUGGUCCGGACGGACAAUGGUCAAGCACGAACCUUUACUGCAGGCUGUCUUGUGGACCACCAUCAACAAUACCGCGAGCUACGAUCUCGAAAGGUGACAAUCUCCAGGGGACAACAAGAACGUAUUCUUGUCUUCAGAACACCGUCAUGACAGGUACACCAACUAUAACAUGUGGCGUGGAUGGACAGUGGUCAAAGACGGAUUUGCAUUGCCGGCGGAAAAAAGACGAUUCGUCAAGACCCUCAUCAAGCAGCUCAUCAGAAUCUUCAUCGGAAGAAGACGGUCCUUAAACAGAUCUCUAUCCCAGACCCAGAUCAGAAGACCUUCGUUAUGUCUAAUGGUGUAUCUUGAUGUAGAACAGUCAGAAUAUUUUGUUUCAAAUUACUUCUA
Ostrea edulis (European flat oyster) is the source of this 1174-nucleotide messenger RNA. Its product is annotated as sushi, von Willebrand factor type A, EGF and pentraxin domain-containing protein 1-like. The coding region runs from base 184 to 1074 and encodes 296 amino acids. NCBI's taxonomy places the organism in Eukaryota, Metazoa, Mollusca, Bivalvia, Ostreida, Ostreidae. The transcript is spliced from 7 exons. The record is from RefSeq and is a predicted model, not a curated record.